This is a messenger RNA of Benincasa hispida (wax gourd), 1428 nucleotides long. It is a transcript of the gene SDIR1, whose product is annotated as RING/U-box superfamily protein. Gene Ontology annotation, molecular function: ubiquitin protein ligase activity. NCBI's taxonomy places the organism in Eukaryota, Viridiplantae, Streptophyta, Magnoliopsida, Cucurbitales, Cucurbitaceae. Gene Ontology annotation, biological process: protein ubiquitination; ubiquitin-dependent protein catabolic process. The record is from RefSeq and is a predicted model, not a curated record.
UUAGUAGGAAGCCAAGCGAAAGACGGGUCACAAAGCAACUCAACGCGUCCGAGUCACCUCCCUCACUCGACUCGCUCCCUCAUCUUCUCCAUCGUCAUACCACAGCCGGGUUUUUCAUCUUUCGCAUAAUUUUAAGAGACCCCAUCAUCAAAACUUUUCGACUCAAAGCAAUCCUUGUCGUUUUUAGACCUACACAAUCAACCCCAUUUACUCGAUUCUGUUCUGUAAGUCUCGGAUUUCCCUUAUCAAGGAUCGUUCGGAUUCACAUUACUCAAAAUCAACUAGCUGUUGCAACUAUUGCAGACAUGAGUUUUGUUUUCCGUGGAACAAGAGUUCCAGACAUAGAAAAUGGUCUAUCUGGAUUUAUACCUGAACGGCGUGCAAUGCGGGUUCAUGCAGCUCGUCCCGUUAACUCAAACUCGCUUGCCUUUCUCGUCACAGUCCUUUUGUUAUUCAUGAUAUUAAAUUCUCACCAGAUGUCACCGAACUUUCUGCUCUGGCUUGUGCUUGGUGUCUUUUUGAUGGCUACAACAUUAAGGAUGUACGCAACUUGUCAACAACUUCAGGCUCAAGCCCAAGCAAGAGCUAUGGCAGCCAGUGGCCUUCUUGGUCACACUGAAUUGAGGUUACAUAUGCCACCAUCAAUAGCACUUGCAACUAGAGGGCGUUUACAAGGGCUAAGGCUUCAACUUGCUCUGCUAGAUCGGGAAUUCGAUGAUCUAGAUUAUGAAACUUUGAGAGCUUUGGAUUCUGAUAAUGCUCCGACAACACCUUCUAUGAGUGAGGAACAAAUAAAUGCUCUUCCCGUUCAUAAAUACAAGGUUCCGGGUCCUCAAAGCGAUCCCUCUGUAAAUCAGCAAGCUUCAUCUUCAGAAUCUAACGAGAAGAGACAAGAUUUAGUUAAUGCAGUUGGCAGUACCAAGACCUCUGAGGAUGAACUCACAUGCAGCGUUUGCUUGGAGCAAGUAAAUGUUGGUGAACUCAUACGUAGUUUGCCAUGUUUACAUCAGUUCCAUGCCAACUGCAUAGAUCCGUGGCUGCGACAGCAGGGAACAUGCCCUGUUUGUAAAUUUAGAGCGGUGUCCGGGUGGUCAGAACAGGGGCAAGGGGAAACUGAUGCUUAUAUGGUUUAAUUGGAUAUCGAACGAUGCUUGACAACUCAUUAAAUAGCAGAGGACAUGAACAGACGUGGUGUAAUUAGGUUAAGGGUAGAGGCAUUACAGGAAUUGCAGUUGCCGCUCUGUAUCUUUGAACUUCUGACGAGCCAUUUAAUUGUAUUCUUGAAGUUGAUCAUUUGUGAUAGAGUCUCUGAUCAUUGUGAGUGAGCAGAGUUUUGUUCUUUCACUGUCUUCAAUGUACUAUUCCAAUCCUUGUUAGCAAAGUACUUGUUACCUCUAGAACUAAACACUACAAGGAAAAUUUUCUACA